GCCUGCUUCCACCCGGAGGAAACCGGGAGUCCUGACCGUCGUGCUACCCCUUCCCUGGUUCCUGCGCGCUCCGAGGGGCCGGGCAGGGGUACUUCUGGGGCCUGGGGAAGUACGAAGCUGGAAAUUCGGGCUCGUCCAACCUCUGGAUCGGCUUUUGCCCCUGGGCCGCUUUAGAGUGCUUCUAUUCCUUCAAGGUGCUAAGCAUGGGGAAGAGCUGCAAGGUGGUCGUGUGUGGCCAGGCAUCUGUGGGCAAAACUUCAAUCCUGGAGCAGCUCCUGUACGGGAACCAUGUAGUAGGUUCUGAGAUGAUUGAGACCCAGGAGGAUAUCUAUGUGGGCUCCAUUGAGACAGACCGGGGAGUGCGGGAGCAAGUGCGUUUCUAUGACACUCGGGGGCUCCGAGAUGGGGCUGAGCUGCCCCGGCACUGCUUCUCUUGUACCGAUGGCUACGUCCUGGUCUACAGCACAGACAGCCGAGAGUCUUUUCAGCGUGUGGAACUGCUCAAGAAAGAGAUUGACAAGUCCAAGGACAAGAAGGAGGUCACCAUUGUGGUCCUUGGCAACAAGUGUGACUUGCAGGAGCAGCGGCGCGUAGACCCAGAUGUGGCUCAGCAUUGGGCCAAGUCAGAGAAGGUGAAGCUGUGGGAGGUAUCAGUAGCUGACCGUCGCUCCCUCCUGGAGCCCUUUGUCUACCUGGCCAGCAAGAUGACCCAGCCCCAGAGCAAGUCUGCCUUUCCCCUCAGCCGCAAGAACAAGGGCAGUGGCUCCUUGGAUGGCUGAAGAGCUGCCAUUCUUUCUUCACCCUCCCAACCCUGUUCCAGCUUCUGGGUUGAGGGCAAGAGGGGUCAGAAGGGGAAGCACUCCAUUGGCUAGGCAGCUGGACUGGUCCAGGCCAAAGCCACUUUUGUUCCCUCUCAAAUCUAUGAAGUGCAAAUAAUCUUGCACUUGAUUAGUUCCCCCCUCUCAACCACCCCUCCCCAUGCUACUC
Castor canadensis (American beaver) is the source of this 987-nucleotide messenger RNA. RefSeq names its product NFKB inhibitor interacting Ras like 2 (gene Nkiras2). NCBI's taxonomy places the organism in Eukaryota, Metazoa, Chordata, Mammalia, Rodentia, Castoridae. The record is from RefSeq and is a predicted model, not a curated record. Gene Ontology annotation, molecular function: GTP binding; GTPase activity; GTPase activating protein binding. Gene Ontology annotation, biological process: negative regulation of canonical NF-kappaB signal transduction; Ral protein signal transduction.